Messenger RNA from Acomys russatus (golden spiny mouse), 1869 nucleotides. RefSeq names its product glycerophosphodiester phosphodiesterase domain containing 4 (gene Gdpd4). The coding region runs from base 1 to 1869 and encodes 622 amino acids. The record is from RefSeq and is a predicted model, not a curated record. Gene Ontology annotation, cellular component: membrane. Lineage: Eukaryota; Metazoa; Chordata; Mammalia; Rodentia; Muridae. Gene Ontology annotation, molecular function: glycerophosphodiester phosphodiesterase activity. Gene Ontology annotation, biological process: lipid metabolic process. The transcript has 16 exons.
AUGCAAAAAGAAAUCCAAGCUGAGUCUGGGAGCCAGAACACAGGAAACCCAGAUGAAAAUCCCAAUCCAUGGAUAGAACAUUACUUCAACCACAGGUGCUACAUCACCUUUCUGACCGGCUGCUAUAGUUGCCACUGGCAAUACAGAGAGUGGGAAAAAACAGAACUUGGAUCCUGUUGUUGCUCCAAGAAAGAGCUAUUCUCUUUUAUGUGCGUGGUAGUUUCAUUCAUCUUGUCUGUGAUUUUUCUGUUCGUGUGGGCAGAAACCUCCAAUGAAUACAACGGCUUUGACUGGGUCGUUUAUCUAGGGACAGGACGCUGGUUCUUCUGGUCCAUUGUUAUGCUGAGUGUAGCUGGGAUCAUGGCUGCCUAUACUUCUUUGCUUUUGUUACUUGGGGUUUUGUUGCUGUGGGAAAGGAUUGAACUAAACCUGCAUACAUCUCAUAAGGUCUUCAUCUUGCUGACAAUUCUGCUGGUCUCCUUCUUGUUGUGUCUGUUAAACCGAUACUGGAAGGACAAGUGGCUGAUAGCGGGGCUGUCCCUGCAGAUCUUUGCUCCCUUCGUGCACCUGAGCCUCAUAACUGUGAUGAUUAUCAUUUCCUGGCCUCUAGCCAUCUGUAUGGCCCACUUGGAAUCAGAAAUUAAAAUAAGAACAUACAGGAUGACAGACUUUGAACACAAAACCCUGGAGAGAUGUAAUAUAUUCACAAGGUUAAAAGCUCUACAAGUAAUUGCUGGAUUGCCCUUCCUUGUUAUUCUUUUAUGUCUUUAUUUGAUGCCACUGGGAAUUUAUUCUCCCUGCGUUCUGAAAAAGGAGAACUUAGGGCCUAAGCCUGUCUUCUUUGGACAUAGAGGCGCACCCAUGUUGGCGCCAGAGAAUACCAUGAUGUCCUUUGAGAAGGCCGUUGAAUAUGAUGCCUCUGGCCUAGAGACAGAUGUAUACGUAAGUUUUGAUCAUGUGCCUUUCCUCAUGCAUGACUAUGACCUGACUAGAACAACCAAUAUCAGAGAGGUCCUACCAUCAGCUGCUUAUAACCACACUGCUAGCUUCAAUUGGACUUUCCUGUCAACUCUGAAUGCCGGCAAAUGGUUCAUAAAGCAUAAGCCAUUUUGGGGCAUGAAAUCUUUAUCAGAGGCUGAUAAAAAAAGAGCCAGCAACCAGUCAAUUGCACAGCUGGCAGAGUUAUUGGAACUGGCAAAAAAGGAGAAGAAGUUUGUGAUAUUUGAUCUUUUUGGCCCUCCACCAGGACAUCCUCUCAGAAAUACAUUUGUUCGAAGAGUAGUAAAGGUCAUCCUUGACUCUAAAAUUGAGCAGCGUCUGAUAUUUUGGUUGCCAGGUCAUGAUAGGGACUAUGUCAGGUCCAGGGCUCCUGGUUUUCAGCACGUGGGCCGUUUAUGGUCCAAUGACCGUCUUACAAAAGAGAACAUCACUAUAAUAAAUGUUGACUAUAAGAGGCUGUUCCACAGGGGGCUGAGACACUACAUGGCAGCUAAAAUCCACAUCAACUUAUAUGUCAUCAAUGAGCCGUGGCUCUUCUCUCUGGCCUGGUGUUCUAGGAUCAACUCUGUGACCACAGACAACAUUGAGCUCCUGCAGCACCUUAGUCACCCUCUCUUCUUCAUGACACCAGGGUACUACACAUUCAUGUGGAUUUUCAUGGAUGUUGCUUCUGCGAUUAUCAUUGGUUUCAUAUUUUAUUAUCACUGGAUGAAAGAGCUUAAAAAACAGAGGUGGCUGGAAGCUGCUUCCCCUGCAUCUACAGUGUCCCUGGGUGAAUCUCCUUCAGGCUUCACUCUCUCCAAACGCUCACCCUUGUACCCCUAUUUCCUGCCUCAGCUACAGGCCAAUCAGCUGGCUAUCAACAGGUGA